Prunus armeniaca (apricot) is the source of this 471-nucleotide messenger RNA. The record is from the annotation of a GenBank genome assembly. NCBI's taxonomy places the organism in Eukaryota, Viridiplantae, Streptophyta, Magnoliopsida, Rosales, Rosaceae.
AUGGAAGAAGUUGCUAAGCGCCUCCUCUCCAAGAAGAGAAAGGAGUUCUCCGAAUGUUGUAGACUUCGCAAUGACCGCUGGCUAGACGUCAGGUUCCCCGAGUUCCGGCUUGACUCAGUAGUUGUGUCCCCCGUGCCCACUCACCCCGAGUCUUGCUGUUGCUGCUGCGAGUGGCUCCUCCAACAACAACAACUGGUACUUCACCGUCAUAGGGGACCUGAGCCUGGAGAAGAAGGACAACCUCAUUCUCGCAAUGACGCCAUUGCCUCUUCCACCUUUAACCAAGAUGAGCCAGACCACCAUAACUUCAGCCUAGCAAUGGUGAGGUCAUAUGUGGGCAAGGACAUGGCAAAUGAAUUACUAAUGGGAGUCGGCAGCCGCGGUUGUUAUGGGGCGGCGAGAUUAGGGGUGAAGCUGUUUGGCGAGCUUACGUUUAUGGUGCCGCCGCAAGGCAAUUUUAGAGAUCUUUAG